Molecule: messenger RNA, 651 nt
Organism: Cyclocybe aegerita
Lineage: Eukaryota; Fungi; Basidiomycota; Agaricomycetes; Agaricales; Hemipholiotaceae
Source: the annotation of a GenBank genome assembly
AUGUCCUCACGACUCCAAACGACGUCGAGCCCGUCCUCCGCUCUUACAGCCCUGUCGACGGAACUGCCCUCCGCACGCCGCAGCUCAGAGACGGGCAAGGCGUGGGUUGAUCCGGCGUCCUUGCCCCACUACCACCACGCCUCGCCUAUCGGGGGAAAUGCGCCGGACUACGUCAAGCAGCUGAACUACAACACGUUCAUGUGCUACGGCGUCGGUGAGGACGACUGCUUCGGCUCCAAAGUCGGCAAGGCGGUCAGGUUCAUUGAGGUGAACGUGAACCGGAAGCUCGAGAAACAGGGCAGGCUCGAGGCGACGACGAUUGCUGAGAUCGAGGUUACGAAACACAUGCUAAACGGCGCCGGGAUGCUGCAUGGAGGUUGUGUGGCCUAUCUUAUUGACAACUGCUGUAGCACGCCGCUCGUCGUCCUGGGCCUCAUCCAGAGCGUCAACGGCGUAGGCGUUACGCAAUCGAUGAACGUUCUCUUUCAUUCCCCUGCUCCUCGUGGUACAUGUCUCAGAAUCAUCAGCAGUUCCGUUUCACUCGGUGGGCGUGUCAUGUCAUCGCGGUGCGAGAUCAUCGAUAAGGACACAGGGCGCGUCGUAGCAUCCGCGUUUCUCAACAAAAUGCAACCAACUAUCUCGAAGCUAUGA